Closterium sp. Yama58-4 is the source of this 3096-nucleotide messenger RNA. The record is from the annotation of a GenBank genome assembly. NCBI's taxonomy places the organism in Eukaryota, Viridiplantae, Streptophyta, Zygnematophyceae, Desmidiales, Closteriaceae.
AUGGAGGAAGGGAAAGGAGGAGUAAGGGGGGUAUGGAACAGGGGGGGAGGGCGGAAGGGGGAGGAUGGAAGAGGGGUCGGCUACAAGUACCGUUUUUUCGGGGCCGAUGCUGACGUGGCGGCGCGCGUGCUCGGCAUCUACUGCCACGUGGACAGGGCGUUUCUGACGGCAUCGAUCCCCACGUUCCGCCUGCACGUGCACGUGAGGCGGCUGGUGGAGGCGGGCUUUAAGGUGGGCGUGGUGCGGCAGAGCGAGACGGCGGCAAUUAAAGCCCACGGGAGCAACAAGGCUGGCCCGUUCGAACGGCAUUUGUCGGCUUUAUACACGCGGGCAACGCUGGAAGCUGGGGAGGAUCUGGGAGGGGAAGGGGGAGUGGGUGAAGGGGCUGGGAUUGGGGGAGGGGGAGGGGGGAUGGGGGGAAGGUUGAGUAGUUACUUGGUUUGUAUAGCAGAGGAGAGUGUUGGGGAGGGAGGGAAGGGGAAGAGGGAAGCAGGGAAGGGAGGUGCUGGUGGUAGCACUGCUGCUGCUGCUUCCUCUCCUGGCCCAUCCCCACCAGCCAUGGAUCUGGACUCGUCUCAGGGCUGGGAAGCAGGUUUGGGAGCAGGCUUGGGUAGAGGCUCUGGUGCAGGCUCGGAAGCAGGUUCGGAGGGUGACGUAAGGAUAGGGCUGGUGGCAGUGGAGACGUCAACAGGGGACGUGGCACAGGGGUGCUUCACUGAUGGCGUGCUACGAGGAGAACUUGAGACCCACCUUGCCCACUUUGCCCCCACUGAGAUUGUGCUUACUGGACCCAUAACGUCAGCCACUCACAAGCUCCUGUCGUACCUCACAUGCCGGGACCCCGCACCAAGAAUCACCACGGCAGGGGCAGAUGGGACUGCUGGUGCUGCAGUUGGUGGGGGAGGCUCUGGGAAGGCUGGGGACAGUGGUGGUGGAAGCAGCAGCAAAGGCAGCGGCAGCAGCAUGUGUGGGGUGCGUGCAGCUCUUGCAGAGUUCUUUGCUAUGAUGCCAAACGGAGCUGCUUGUACUGAGGACGCAGGCAAGGGGCAUGAGAAUAAAAAUGGAGAGAGGAAGGAGGAGAGGGAUGAGCAGCAGGAGCCUGAGCGUCAGCAGGAUGAGCAGCAGCAGGAGGUAGACCCAGCAGUGGAGGCGGUGCUCUCCAUGCCACCGGUGCUGCUCAGAGCGCUGGCUGCUGCUGUGGACUAUCUGAGGGAGUUCAACCUGCACCACGUGCUCGCUCUGGGCGGAGGCUUUCGUCCUCUCUGCACCGCCCACCAGAUGACUCUCUCCUCCAAUGCUCUCGAGCAGCUCGAGAUCAUGCACAACAGUGCGGACGGCAGCACACGCGGAUCCCUCCUCUGGCUGCUCAACCACACGCUCACAGCCAUGGGGGGGCGCCUCAUGCGCCACUGGGUCACCCACCCCCUCACCCACCUGCCCCAUAUCACCCUCCGCCAAGAGGCCUUCGUCCGAGUGCUCUCAGCCCUGGCGUCUGCAGCACAGCAGCUUCGCUCCCUCCUCCCCGACCCACCUCAUUCCACCCCAGCCACUGCUGCUGCUACUGACACCGACCGCGACAGCAGCAGCAGCGCUCCUAAGGUGCAGUCGGCGCUGCUGCAGCGGCUGCUGCGCGCAGCAGCAUCGCCAGCCGUGGUGCGCCACGCCCGGCGCAUGCUGAGUGCCGUGGACGCUGACGCUGCUGCCCGGGGAGACAAGGUGAACCUCAUUGUAUGCGCGGCCCCAUCCCACCACAGACAGCAACAGCAACAUGACAGUGAUCGCCGCAUUCGAGACGCCCUGGACGAAGACGAAACAGCAGAACCUUCCCUACAGUUUCCGGAGCUCUGGGCGUGCCGGGAAGCCGUGCGGGAGGCAGAGGGGCACCUGAACUCGCUCCUCCCGGCCAUCCGGUCCCAACUGCGCCUCCCCUCCCUCUCCUUCUUCUCCGUUUCCGGUGCCACUCAUCUCAUAGAGGUCCCCUCGGCUCUCAGAGUCCCUUCUGAUUGGCUCAAACACAGCGCCGUGAAGGCCGGUAAGUCCGGAGGCGUUACGCGUUACCACCCGCCAGCUGUCCUCGCGGGAUUGGACAGGCUGGCGUUGGCGAAGGAAGCUGCAGCGGCAGCAGCAGGGAGGGCGUGGCAGGAGUUGUUGGAAGGGUUUAGGGCGGAGGGAGGGGGCCAUGUGGAGCUAAGGCAAGCUGUAAAGGCACUAGCUGAGCUGGACUGCUUGUGUGCGCUUGCUGCUGUUUCUUCUUCUAAGGGGUACGUUCGGCCGGAGUUUUUCCCAGAAGAUGGGCCCCAGAAUGUGCUUAUAACGAAUGGGAGGCACCCCGUGCUGGAUGUGACUAUGGGGAGCGAGUUUGUGCCGAAUGACACCAUGCUGAUGUCAGCAGGGGAAAGGUGCCACGUCAUCACUGGUCCCAACAUGGGCGGCAAGAGCUGUUACAUCCGCCAGGUGGCUCUGAUAUGCAUCAUGGCUCAGAUUGGGUGUUACGUGCCUGCUGACUCAGCGCGCCUCCAUGUCUUGGAUGCGGUUCUGACGCGCAUGGGAGCGGCUAAUGACAACCUGGCACGCCGCACAUCGACGUUUCUGGAGGAGCUGGGGGAAGCUUCUGGGAUCCUGCGUCGGGCAACGAGUCGGUCGCUGGUGAUAGUGGAUGAGCUGGGUCGAGGGACCAGCACCCAUGAUGGCGUCGCCAUCGCGUAUGCCACCCUGCAUUACCUUCUCUCCAAAGUGCGAUGCCUCACACUCUUCGUCACACACUACCCCGAAAUUGCUCAGCUGGAAAAAGAGCUCCCUGGAGCAAUGGGAAGCUUCCACAUGUCCUUCCUCGCCUCCACUCCACCAGUUCCCCCUCCAUCAGCAGCACCAUCAAUUUCUGCAAGCGGACAAAAACAAUUGUCAGAUCCUGCUGCAUCUGGCUCAGCUGAGCAAGGAGAGGCAAAGCCGGACCAGCAGGUCACCUUUUUGUACAAGCUCGUCCGUGGGGUUGCCAGUCGCAGUUUUGGCCUGAAUGUAGCCCGCCUUGCUCAGGUGAUUAUUGCUGACGCGCAAGCAGGUUCAUACAUGGGUUUCUGCUUUGUAGUUGUCCUUUAA